AUAUCUUGCCCACCAAAUCAUCACAUACUGUGCUGGUUGUUGUAGCAACUACUCGCCACCACCACGGCCGAAACUCAAGCCCCACAAUGGCGAUUGGAUCAGCCGAGCUCGGGAGCGUCGAGGCAGCACUUGGUGCACUCUCGGUGGACGACGAGCUAGCGUCGCUUUCAAGCCUCGACAUUCGCCUCGCCCCAGCCCUUGAAGCCGAACUUGACACCGUGCAAGUACAAGGCUUGUCGCCCAUAGACGACACCACGAGGACCGCUAUCGCACCAGCGAUCCACCAGAUCCAGCGAGUGCGCCGGCACCUCCUCCAGCCCAGCAGCGUGGGCAUCAACGCAGUGUACCUGCUCGCGUUACGCGGACACUUCGACCUCGAGGAAAUCGAGCGCCGAGGAUGCAGCCUUCCGACCCAGGAGGAGAUCCAGGAGCUCGUGCGCGACGAGUUCCCUGCCAUCGUGCUGCAUUACACUGAGGCGCGCGCCGUGACCGCAGACGUGGAGUUGGAACUUGGUGUCCGGUUUGAGAAGGUGCUCGUGUCCAAGGAGUGGUGCCACACCUUCCUCGCGUCGCUUGAUGCGCCCGAUGGCGUCUUCCAACGCAAGUGGUGGUCGGGCGCCACGAUCUGGAAGGACCCCGAAGGUUCUGUGUGUUCGCGGGUUAACAGGAAGAUUGUUAUCGACGACGUUAACGAGUCGCUGCGGCUGAUGGCGGAGGACAACUAUCAGCUGCCCAACAGGUGUGGACGUCGAUGAGUUGAUACGGUA
Molecule: messenger RNA, 767 nt
Organism: Vanrija pseudolonga
Lineage: Eukaryota; Fungi; Basidiomycota; Tremellomycetes; Trichosporonales; Trichosporonaceae
Exons: 4
Coding region: 87-755 (222 amino acids)
Source: RefSeq, a predicted model, not a curated record